Gekko japonicus is the source of this 535-nucleotide messenger RNA. RefSeq names its product LY6/PLAUR domain containing 6B (gene LYPD6B). The transcript is spliced from 4 exons. Gene Ontology annotation, molecular function: acetylcholine receptor regulator activity. The record is from RefSeq and is a predicted model, not a curated record. NCBI's taxonomy places the organism in Eukaryota, Metazoa, Chordata, Lepidosauria, Squamata, Gekkonidae. The coding region runs from base 11 to 535 and encodes 174 amino acids.
UUAAGCUUUGAUGUGGAGUAGCAGCAUGCCUUUACUCUGUCACAUGUUGGCUGUAGCUUUGAUUCAGAUCUUCAUCAUCUCAGGCCACUGGAUCUUAGCCAAGAACAUCAACUUCUAUAAUGUGAGACUUCCAGUAGACCCUUCUCCAUUUCCAAGCAGCUUCAAGUGUUUCACUUGUGAUAAUGUUGUGGACAACUACAACUGUAACAGAUGGGCUGAAGAUAAAUGGUGUCCUCGGAACACACAGUAUUGUCUGACUGUUCAUCACUUCACCAGCCAUGGAAUGAGUGCCUCUGUCACCAAAAAAUGUGCUACUAAGGAAGAAUGCCAUUUUGUUGGCUGUCGCCGUCACAGGGAAACUGGUCAUAUGGAAUGUGUCUCCUGUUGUGAAGGGAUGAUCUGCAACAUAGACUUGCCAACGAACCACACAAAUGCCAUAUUUGCAGUUGUGCAUGCACAGAGGACAUCAAGCAGCAGCAGGAAGGCUGUUAGCAUGCUGUUGCUGGUCUCAGUCAUCACAGUUUACUUGUUGUGA